GAGACAGGAUCUAAGGACAAAAAGAAGGUAGCCUCGUGAAGAUCAGGCAAGGGGCUCAGCCCCAUUAAGGACUCUGACACUAGAUGGAGCUUGGAAUAGUGUGCCUGGGCCACCAGCUGCAGCUAAAGUGUCAAUUCUGCAGGGGUCUGUGGCUCAUAUUAAGGAGUUUGGAGCUUUUCCUCUGUAAGGUGGGAAACUGUUGUAAGUUUUGAAGCUGGGGAGUGACACGAUCUGGUUUACGUUUUAAAAUAGAGACACGAAGUGAAAUAGCAGCCUAAGACUGAAAGACAAGAGUUCUGCCUGGGCAACAUGUAAUUAAGUGCAUGGGCCUGAGCCGUCUGGACCACAGGGGCGGUUCCAGCAGGCUGAGGCAAGCCAGGGAGGCUGCCUGGAGGAGGUGGCCUAGCCUAGACCUCUGCAGGUGGAGUGGAGUGGACUGGGAGGUUUCUGGGCCGGGCCAGGGAGGGGAGGAGGCCAUAAUAAUAAUGACAAUAAUAGUAACAGUUUCCUUAAAUCAAAUGUCAGGCAAAAUGCUAAUCAGGUUGUUUGCAUAAUCUCUUUGGAUUCCUGUACAGGAAUUCUGCUGCUUUUUUUUUUUUUUGAAUGAGAAAACUGAGGCCCCAUCACAUGAAGUGACUUGCCCACGGCUACACAGCUGGAUCAUUCUGGCUGCUGUGUUGACAUAGACCGUGGAGAGUGAGGGCAGAAGCCAGCAGACUUGGAGGAGGCAACUGCACUGGUGUAGAUCUCCUGAGCCAGCUCACGCUUCGCUGCUCAUGCCGCUGGGACUGGGGCGGCGGAAAAAGGCGCCGCCUCUGGUGGAAAAUGAGGAGGCUGAGCCAGGCCGUGGGGGGCUGGGCGUGGGGGAGCCGGGGCCCCUGGGUGGGGGUGGGGCAGGGGGGCCCCAAAUGGGCCUGCCCCCCCCUCCCCCAGCCCUGCGGCCCCGCCUCGUGUUCCACACCCAGCUGGCCCACGGCAGUCCCACGGGCCGCAUUGAGGGCUUCACCAACGUCAAGGAGCUGUAUGGAAAGAUCGCCGAGGCCUUCCGGCUGCCAGCUGCCGAGGUGAUGUUCUGUACCCUCAACACCCACAAAGUGGACAUGGACAAGCUCUUGGGGGGCCAGAUCGGGCUGGAGGACUUCAUCUUUGCCCACGUCAAGGGGCAGCGCAAGGAGGUAGAGGUGUUCAAGUCGGAGGAGGCGCUGGGGCUCACCAUCACUGACAACGGGGCCGGCUAUGCCUUCAUCAAGCGCAUUAAGGAGGGAAGCGUGAUCGACCAUAUCCAGCUCAUCAGUGUGGGUGACAUGAUUGAGGCCAUCAACGGACAGAGUCUGCUGGGCUGCCGGCACUAUGAGGUGGCCCGUCUGCUCAAGGAGCUGCCCCGAGGCCGCACCUUCACACUGAAGCUCACAGAGCCCCGCAAGGCCUUUGACAUGAUUGGUGUACGCUCAGGGGGUGGCCGCCCAGGCUCUGGCCCCCAGCUGGGCACUGGCCGAGGGACCCUCCGGCUCAGAUCCCGUGGCCCUGCCACAGUAGAAGAUGUGCCCUCAGCCUUUGAGGAGAAGGCGAUUGAGAAGGUAGAUGACCUGCUGGAGAGCUACAUGGGCAUCAGGGACACGGAGUUGGCGGCCACCAUGGUGGAGCUUGGAAAGGACAAAAGGAACCCAGAUGAGCUAGCCGAGGCUCUGGACGAACGGCUCGGUGACUUUGCCUUCCCUGAUGAGUUCGUCUUUGACGUCUGGGGUGCCAUUGGGGAUGCCAAGGUCGGCCGCUUCUAGGCCCCCUUCCAGACCUCUCAGUGACCUGACUCCGCUUGGUGGGAGCCCCCCGUGGGAGGGCCACCAUGGCCUGGACCCCAGCAUCUGGCUUGGACCUUUGCUCCGCACCCCAAGGAUGACACAGAGAGUGGAGGUGGGCCCGGGCCUCUGCCCCACUCCAGUCGGUACCACCCCUCCCCAGUUCCCACCCUGGCGGUGCCCGGACCCCCCUUGCCAUGUUCCCCACCUACCUCAGCUGGGUCAGGCACAGGGGGUUGGGGGGAGGGACCAGCCAGAUUGGGCGGCCACCCCCGCCCCCAACACUUUCCGCAUCAGCUGCCAAACUGGUCUCUCAUCUCCCUGGGGCCUGUUUGGGGUCGUGACCUCCCUUGUUUCCUGCUGCAGGGAAUGCAGAAGGGGGGCAUCCCCCCUCAGCAAAUGCAAUAAUGCCCCCCCCCCCCGUGCCCCACCCAGAGAGGAGCCCCCUCACCGUGGAGUCUGUUACCUCCGUAUUGGAAACACUAGUCUGCUGUGAACCCCGAACCUCCCUCCCUCCCCUGCCCUCUGUGUCUCCCUCAGCCCAGCCCCAGACAGAAGGGGCAGGAGGGAGGAUGGCAGUGGGCUUUUGUAUCUGAAUUUGCUGUCUUGAACAUAAAGAAUCUAUCUGCUGUCGGA
Neogale vison (American mink) is the source of this 2432-nucleotide messenger RNA. RefSeq names its product GIPC PDZ domain containing family member 1 (gene GIPC1). Gene Ontology annotation, molecular function: protein binding. The coding region runs from base 777 to 1778 and encodes 333 amino acids. The record is from RefSeq and is a predicted model, not a curated record. NCBI's taxonomy places the organism in Eukaryota, Metazoa, Chordata, Mammalia, Carnivora, Mustelidae. The transcript is spliced from 8 exons.